AUGAGUGCGACCGACAUGGAGACCCAACAGCAACUCGCCAUUCUGAUCGAGGCUAGCUGCGAGAAGAUGACGCGCAGUCAGCCAUCAUCUGAAGUCGCGCAGGUCGAUGGCGACCCAGCGAGCAUUGUAUAUCAGAAAAGGCUGGCUAAGAUCAAGACACUGCUCAGUGCGCGUUCGACUGAGACAGAUGCUUCACCCUACACUGAUCAGACAUGGAAGGACAUUGCGCUGUGCAAGAACAUCGCGCUAUACAUCAACGCCGCAACCAAAAACACCUGGCGGAGAGCACGACUCGCACACGGUAUGACUGCAUCAUCGGAUUCGGCAACCAGCUCCCCCGGCGGCAGCGGGAAGUCGAGUUCUGGACCGGACAGCGACGAUGUCAAAACCGUACGGAAGCCCGGCCAGGUGCUGAUGGUCACUGACGGGCGGUACGAGGUCCUACAAGACGAUCUCCGCGACGCAAAGCAGCGCGUACGCGAUAACGUAGCUCAAUACCAAGCUCUCAACCAAAAAUACGCCGAGCAGCAGGCGCAGCGCCUGAACGACAAGCGAUUGGUAGACCAAUGGUCCCAAGAAGUGGCCGACAUGGAGGCCUAUUGCCAACAGGUUGACGAGACAAACCGAGACCUGAAUGACCGUCUCGUUGAAGCGGCUGAGAAGCACCAAGCGGAGAUCAAGGCCAAGGAUCUUGAAUCGGCGACGUUGAAGGCAGACCACGACCUGGCCAUCGCUGCCCAGCGUGAAGAAACCGAGAAGUGGCACCAAGAAUGCAUGCGGAAAGAAUCCACCUUCCAGAAAACGAUCGAAAAGGUGACCGCUGAGCGUGAAGACAUUAAGAGGAAGGCCAAUCUUGAGAAGAGGAAGAUUCUCAAAGCACACAGGGUCAAGACUGACGAUCUGAAAAGCAAGAACGAAGUAUUGGAGAUGAAGAACAGUCGUAUGGUAGCUGAAUACUACGACGCCAUGUCUCAGGAAGAGGAGACCAUCAUCAGCCUCACGGCUCGGAUCCAGCAGCUCGAGAAAGAGUACGAAACCAUGUCGCAGAUGCUACGCCAGAAGUUCACAACCGGAAGUGAGCUUCAGCGUGUGUUAGAGGCAAAUGCUGCUGGUAAAGAAGAAGCAGCGGAGCAUCGGGCGGAAGUGCAGCGAUUGAGGACGCACGUCGAAAACCUGCUCGACACAAUCCAGAAUACCGAGACGGACGUCACGCGACACCGAGAAGCCGAGCAGGAUGUGCGAGCGGCGUUGAGCCGCUCUGGGAAGGUUGUGCAUCUGCUGGAAGACAAACUGGCGCUGAAGAAUGACCAAAUCCGGGACUUGGCGAAACAGCUCGAGCAAUUACAGCAAGGCAAUGUUGCACCGGGCGCUCAUUGUGCAGCUCUCGAUGCGAUCGAUCUCGAGAAUGAGCAACUACGAAACUCUCUCCAAGCCGAGCGGGACGAGAAGACCGAUAUGCAAGCCAAGCUUGAUAAGCUUGACAGCGAUCACCUCAGAGUCUCCAUCGAACACGACAUAAUGGAGGCCAAGCUCAUUGUAGAACAGAAGUCCAACAGCACGCUCAAUAAAAGUACAGAAGCGAUGAUGCACGAGCUGAACAUGCUCCGCAAGGUAGCCAAAAGCCGGCAAGGUGCUCUCGGUGAGCAAGACCAGUCCGAGCUGCUGGACCUGGUGAGCGGGACCGCCGCUACAAACCAGAGCCUCCUCGACACCAACGCUCAGCUACAGGAUAGACUUGAGGAGAUCGAGCAGUGGAGCAAGACCAUCGUCGAUAAGUGCGAGAGCGACGUUAUGAUCGCGAGUAGCGACGUAAAUUAUUGGUACCACCUCUACUUCAACGAGGCCGUCGCAACAACCGAGCGCUUACACAACGAGAUUGCCGCCCUCAAAGCAGAGAAGGGUGAGCAACAUUUCGUCGAGCCUGCUCCGCCCGCCAACCCCGAGAUCCAUGAUCGGAAGACGCUGGCAUUUGCUAUGGCACAUGGGCUUCAGGGUGUUCCGCCGGAGUUGAUCUCUGCGACCUUCUACGACUCUACGUCCGGAGUGUGUUUGUCGCCUACUGAAGCCGCGUUGAAGGCACUACGGCCACAGGGAUGGUACCCCAUCUACAUUGCGGGUAAAGUGUGGUUGUCAAAGAUGGUAGCGGCACUCUCCGAGGAGCAGGCUGCGAUGCGCAUUGAGGCUGGCGAUCAUAAUGCGAGUCAGGGUAGCGCUGGCUCUGCGCGAUCCUCAGUGAGCAACACAUACGCGCCACGGGGCAUCGACUUCGCCACCACGUCAGAUGCUCACAACAAUAUGGCGGGCAAUGCGUCGGAUCCAAGGACGCCGCUGCUGACGCGAGCAUCAAGCAGACGAACGCACAGUCCCAUCACCCCAGGACGCGACGACCGAACGUCAAUCCCAACGCAGGCACGGAAGGCGAAACCUCAGGUGGUACGCCGGGUUGCGCGAAGCCGCCUCGUCGAAGUAUCGCAGAUUCCAGAGUAUCAAUCGUCGUGGCAGCAGAUUGAUGAAAGGAUGACGCGUAAGGUGUGGGAGGGCAUGGACGAGGAGCUCAGGGUCCACUGGGCCACGGAUUAUCUAAGGAUUGGAGACGACUAA
This is a messenger RNA of Alternaria incomplexa, 2601 nucleotides long. RefSeq lists its product as uncharacterized. NCBI's taxonomy places the organism in Eukaryota, Fungi, Ascomycota, Dothideomycetes, Pleosporales, Pleosporaceae. The transcript is spliced from 2 exons. The record is from RefSeq and is a predicted model, not a curated record. The coding region runs from base 1 to 2601 and encodes 866 amino acids.